GGACCAUGGCCCAAGUGGCAAUGUCCUCACUGCCCGUUGAAGAUGAAGAGUCCUCAGAGAGUCGGAUGGUGGUGACGUUCCUCAUGUCUGCACUGGAGUCCAUGUGUAAGGAGCUGGCCAAGUCCAAAGCGGAAGUGGCCUGCAUGGCCGUGUAUGAGACUGAUGUGUUUGUGGUGGGGACCGAGAGGGGACGGGCCUUCGUCAACGCCAGGAAGGACUUCCAGAAGGACUUUGUAAAAUACUGCGUUGAGGAAGAGGAGAAGGCGGCCGAGAUGCAUAAGAUGAAGGUGGCUGGCCAGGGAAGCCGGAUGAGCGUGGAUGCUGUGGAAAUUGAAACUCUCAGAAAAACAGUUGAGGACUAUUUCUGCUUUUGCUAUGGGAAAGCGUUAGGCAAGUCCACCGUGGUCCCUGUCCCCUACGAGAAGAUGCUGCGGGACCAGUCUGCUGUGGUGGUGCAGGGGCUCCCCGAGGGGGUGACCUUCCAGCACCCCGAGAACUACGAUCUGGCCACCCUCAAAUGGAUUUUGGAGAACAAAGCAGGGAUCUCGUUCAUCAUUAAGAGGCCUUUCCUAGAGCCGAAGAAACACCUAGGUGGUCGUGUGAUGGUGCCAGACGUGGAAAGGUCGAUUCUGUCUCCGGGCGGCAGCUGUGGCCCCAUCAAGGUGAAAACGGAGCCCACAGAAGACUCUGGAAUCUCCCUGGAGAUGGCCGCCGUUACAGUGAAGGAGGAGUCUGAAGAUCCUGACUACUACCAGUACAAUCUGCAAGCAGGCCCCUCCGAGACGCCCGAGCUGGACGAGAAGCUCCCCCUUGCCAAGCCUCUGCCAGGCAGCCACCAUUCCUCCGAGGGCACCGAAGGAGCGGAGGUGGAAGCGCCUGCAGAAGAUUCUACUCAACAUGUCCCUUCAGAAACAAGUGAGGACCCUGAAGUUGAGGUGACUAUUGAAGAUGACGACUAUUCCCCACCCACCAAGAGACCAAAGAGCAGUGAGCCGCCGCCGCCGCCUGUGACCGAGCCGAUCAAUGCUGGCAAGCGGAAGGUGCGCGAGUUCAACUUCGAGAAAUGGAAUGCCCGAAUUACUGACCUACGUAAACAAGUUGAAGAGUUGUUUGAGAGAAAAUAUGCUCAAGCUAUAAAAGCCAAAGGUCCUGUGACGAUUCCAUACCCUCUUUUCCAGUCCCACGUUGAAGACCUUUAUGUAGAAGGCCUUCCUGAGGGGAUUCCUUUCAGAAGGCCGUCCACCUACGGGAUCCCCCGCCUCGAGAGGAUCCUGCUCGCAAAGGAGAGGAUUCGUUUCGUGAUUAAGAAACAUGAGCUGCUCAACUCAACUCGGGAAGACCUGCAGCUGGACAAGCCUGCGUCGGGAGUCAAGGAGGAGUGGUACGCCAGAAUCACCAAGUUGCGCAAGAUGGUGGACCAGCUGUUCUGCAAGAAGUUUGCGGAGGCCUUGGGCAGCGGCGAGGCCAAGGCAGUGCCCUACCAAAAAUUUGAGGCCCAUCCGAACGACCUGUAUGUGGAGGGGCUCCCUGAGAACAUCCCCUUCCGGAGCCCCUCCUGGUACGGGAUCCCCCGGCUGGAGAAGAUCAUUCAAGUCGGCAACCGGAUCAAGUUUGUGAUUAAAAGACCAGAACUCCUGACUCACAGCACAACUGAAGUUACUCAACCAAGAACAAAUACACCAGUCAAGGAAGACUGGAAUGUGAGAAUCACCAAGCUUCGGAAGCAAGUGGAAGAGAUCUUUAACUUGAAAUUUGCCCAGGCCCUUGGGCUCACGGAGGCUGUGAAGGUGCCGUACCCUGUGUUUGAGUCCAAUCCCGAGUUCCUAUAUGUGGAGGGCCUGCCAGAAGGGAUCCCCUUCCGAAGCCCCACCUGGUUUGGGAUCCCACGCCUAGAGCGGAUCGUGCGUGGGAGCAACAAAAUCAAGUUUGUGGUGAAAAAGCCAGAGCUAGUUGUGUCCUACCUGCCUCCAGGAAUGGCCACCAAGAUAAACACUAAAGCACUGCAGUCCCCUAAAAGACCACGCAGCCCCGGGAGUAACGCGAAGGUUCCUGAGAUCGAGGUGACAGUGGAAGGCCCCAAUAACAACAGUCCUCAGACCUCUGCCGUGCGGACCCCGACCCAGACCAAUGGCUCCAAUGUUCCCUUCAAGCCCCGAGGCAGAGAAUUUUCCUUUGAGGCUUGGAAUGCCAAAAUUACCGACCUGAAGCAGAAAGUUGAAAAUCUUUUCAAUGAAAAAUGUGGGGAGGCGCUUGGUCUGAAGCAGGCGGUGAAGGUCCCCUUCGCGCUCUUCGAGUCCUUCCCAGAGGACUUCUAUGUGGAGGGCCUGCCUGAGGGGGUGCCUUUCCGCAGACCUUCCACCUUCGGCAUUCCCCGGCUGGAGAAGAUCCUGCGCAACAAGGCCAAGAUCAAGUUCAUCAUCAAGAAGCCUGAGAUGUUCGAGACAGCCAUCAAGGAGAGCACAUCAUCCAAGAGCCCACCCCGGAAAAUCAAUUCAUCGCCCAGUGUGAAUACUACUGCCUCCGGCGUGGAAGACCUGAACAUCAUCCAGGUGACCAUUCCAGAUGAUGACAGCGAGCGGCUGUCCAAGGUGGAGAAGGCCCGGCAGCUGCGCGAGCAGGUCAAUGACCUCUUCAGCCGCAAGUUUGGUGAAGCCAUUGGCAUGGGCUUCCCGGUGAAGGUGCCCUACAGGAAGAUCACCAUCAACCCCGGCUGUGUGGUGGUGGACGGUAUGCCUCCUGGCGUGUCCUUCAAAGCCCCCAGCUACCUGGAGAUCAGCUCCAUGAGACGGAUCUUAGACUCGGCCGAGUUCAUCAAGUUCACGGUCAUUAGGCCAUUCCCAGGACUGGUGAUUAAUAACCAGCUGGUGGAUCAGAAUGAGGCGGAGGGCCCCGUGACCCAAGAGUCAGCCGAGCAGAGUCAGUUGGAAGCUCCUGUGGCGGAAGAAAUGAAAGAGGCAGAUGGAAGCUCCCAGAUCAAGCAGGAGCCUGACCCCACGUGGUAGGCUGCUCCCCACGGGCCAGCCGCCGGCGUGGGAGCGGAGCAGAGCGGAGCGGCCAUGCCCCGAGCUGUGUACAGUACUUGUAUAACAGAAUUCCUUCUAUACAAACCUUCUUUUCUACUUUUAGAUAGAAAUGUCUACUUUUUCAGCCGUUCUGUGAAUUGCAGCGCGGCGGCCAGCGGGUGGCGCUGUGGGGCGUGGGCCUCCUCCCGGGCCCAGCGGCUCUUUAGUUUUUCUAUUGGAAAAAUCGUUCCUGAGUGGACAGCCUGCGUCACGGCAUGGACUGGCCUCUCCCGAGCCACCCCUGUGGUCUGUGGUUUUGUCACAAUUGCGAGCGGCGGCGGCAGCGCCUUUGCCCGCUCCUUGGCGGCCGCCCUGCCCCAGCCUGCGCCCGGGACGGCGCAGGGCGCUGCAGCGCGUUCCCGCACGCCACGCGGGCCGCAGAGCCGGGGUCCCACUCGCUCUUCCGCCCGCUGGUAGAUUGCGUGGUUCACAGACGGCCGCAGUGCAAGGAGCAUAGUUUCCUUAGCUUUAUCACGAAGAUACCCACGGAGAUUAUAUCACAUGGUAGCAGAAAUAGGCAUUUUCUGUGUUGCUUAUAUUUUACCUCAGAUUGUAGAUAUAGGGUAACAAAUAAAGUCCAUCCAUGACUUUCA
This is a messenger RNA of Dipodomys spectabilis (banner-tailed kangaroo rat), 3655 nucleotides long. It is a transcript of the gene Gtf2i, whose product is annotated as general transcription factor IIi. Gene Ontology annotation, biological process: transcription by RNA polymerase II. Lineage: Eukaryota; Metazoa; Chordata; Mammalia; Rodentia; Heteromyidae. The record is from RefSeq and is a predicted model, not a curated record. The coding region runs from base 6 to 3002 and encodes 998 amino acids. The transcript is spliced from 34 exons. Gene Ontology annotation, cellular component: nucleus. Gene Ontology annotation, molecular function: DNA-binding transcription factor activity.